Molecule: messenger RNA, 11893 nt
Organism: Phasianus colchicus (ring-necked pheasant)
Lineage: Eukaryota; Metazoa; Chordata; Aves; Galliformes; Phasianidae
Gene: PITPNM2
Product: phosphatidylinositol transfer protein membrane associated 2
Biological process (GO): phospholipid transport
Cellular component (GO): cytoplasm
Molecular function (GO): phosphatidylcholine intramembrane carrier activity; phosphatidylinositol transfer activity; metal ion binding
Source: RefSeq, a predicted model, not a curated record
AUCUUUUUUUUUUUUUUCUGGAUCCGAGGUGGGGAAGCAAUGGUGGGUGUUCCCAAGCUGUUCAGUCACCCACUCCCCUGUGUGGGUCGGUUCUGUUGCAUGGCAGAGGGAUGGAGCUCCUGCUUCUCCUUCGUGCCUUCUGCUCCACAGCCGGAGCACUGCCCCCCCAGUGGGACCUUCCCACCUCGACACACCAAGAGCCAGACUCGUGUCAUCUCUAACAGAACGUGGUUAGCAGCAAGCUGGGAGACUGGAGGGGGAGUUCAGGACAUGGCUGUGUAAAUAACUGGGAGAUAUUUUGUGAAAAAUAACAAGAGGGGGAGAAAGGCCACACACUUGCUUUCUAUCUGUUAUCCUGGCAUCUCCUCCGUGGUGCUCCCAUGGCUGGCUUUCCAGGCUUUUUAUAAACAAAGGUGGGAGAUGGCUUCUGUGCUAAGCAAGGACAGCCUGGCAGCUGCCAUGUGAGAUGCUGCAGGUCGGGGCUCAGUGGGAGAGGCAGUGCACUGUGGCCAGGUGUGCUUCUGCUUUCUGGGCAGUGUCAGCACAGUGCUGUUGUGAGUCCAGCGCAGCAAACUGGCGGAGAAGGAGAGGAGCAAAUAGCUCCUUUGUUUUCCCACCCUUCUUGUGUUUUAAGCAUCGUUUAUCUGGGCUCUUGGGACUCACUGUUUGUCUAACCUGUGUCUGGGUUGUAAAAUCUCAUUCCGCGUUUUAAGAUGGCAAACAUCUUUCAGUGACUAUCCUCAGAAAUGCGUUUAGCACGGACACCGUGUGUCCUCUGUCUGUUUUAGGACUACAGAACCAUUUUUAAUGCUGUCUUUUGCUUACGUUGAAUUCCUAUAAAUAGGCUUUUCAAUAAAGCACAUUCAUCUCACGCGCAAUUGCUGUCAGAGGGAAGUGCAUAUUUGGGCAAGCCUACUUGAAGCACUAACCUUCGUAGUGCAGCUCCUGUGUUGCUCCAACUUCCCAUUCCAGUCUGUCGCUUUGUUGAGAAGAGCAGUGGUUGCCCUGCUAGGGGUGUCACCUUGGGAUGCUCUGCUCAGAAAUAUCACCAUUGGAAAUGGUGGGGGAAGACUCUGGGUGGUAAAACCUCUCAGUUACAGCGUCCCACAAACUGGCGUCUCGCAGCAGGAGGGCUUUAUGCAGGGCUGUAAGGAGAACUGCUCCCUGUGUUUCCUUCAGUGGAGCUCAUUAGGUCAAGUGCCAGAUCUGCUGCAUCACAUCUGCACGGCAUCUGGGCUGCGUGGGCAGAGGGGACGUAUGAGCAGAGCCUUCUGUCCUGCUGCUUCGUGCCACUGCCCCCAGGAGAAGGAAAGGGGCAGGACGCAGAGCUGCACCCCAGGGGCAGGUGAGUCAGUGCGCCUUGCUCUGCUCUCUCCCAUGUUGUCCGUAUUUUCUUUUGCUGACAGAAUUUGUGUUUUACUCCUUUAUAACGAUAUAGAACGGAGAAGAGAUAAAAAUGUUUUAUCUUUAACAACGUGAACAAAAUCAUCAGCUAAGCUGUUUGGAGAGACUAUUUCUAUUCCAGGUUUAAAGACAAGAGUGUUUGUCUUUACAUCCCCCAUUCUUCCUAAAUGAAGUGUAUGGCACCAGCAGCAUGGAGAGUCACCUUCUGAUAACGAGGCUUGGGGCCAUCACAAAAAAGCCUUGAAAUCAGCUCAGCUAGCAUUUGUGAAGCAGCUGGUUGGGAUUCCUGGCAGGUACUGCAGAGGCCUCCUGCGGCAGAGUUGUAGGUGCUGGUGCUGGUUGUUCCUGCGUGUUUUAUUUAACUUGCUGUUCAACUUUCGAGGAGGUGCAGAUGAUGCAGCCUGCAUCCUCACAGCCCGUUAGGCAGCAGCUGGACUGAGCUGCCCGCCUGCCUUGCUUCCCUCGAGCCCCUACUGAAGGCAGAAUAAACACAGCCACGCAGCACAGAGCCCAGGGGCUCGGCGUUGCAGCUAUCGGAAGGUAUUCCAUCUGGAGGUGGAAAAAACAGCCCUUACGGGUUUCUUUAUCUCGAGGCUGGCAAAGAGCGCCGAGUGAGUGACAUAUUUCCAUUUGACUCAUCUGUUGUCAAAGCAGUGACACCCUUGAGUCACAUUAAAUGCGAGGUCUUGUAGCUGGAUUGGCACGUGGCUCUGCUGACCGUGGAGCAGGAGUUUGCUGGUUGUGUUUUGCUUUCGUCCUUGCAGAAUUCCCCCCCUCCCUCCUCAAGAUGAGACUGAAUUGAUUAAUGCUAUUGCUAAUAUUAUGGCGUAAAAAUGACAGGAGAACCUGGUUCAGAUGUGAUGCUGGAUGCGAGCUCCAAAGAUGUUCAGAUAACAGUUUAAAACCCUGAGGAAAAAAAAAAAAAAAAUGAGUGCCCAGUAGCCAGAUGGUUGGAAAAGAGCUCCUCACGAUCAAUGAGGCAAUAUGUAAAUAUUUUCAAUCAUUACCACAGUACUGCUGUGUUGACAUUGAAAUUCAAAGUGCUAUUCCAUGGGGCUCCUCAUUGAUCAGCAGAUGAGCUCUCAUAAAACGGAGGAUAAAAGCAUGAUGCUGAGAAUUAUCAUGGAUUGUGGGCUUCGUUGGCAAGGACAGCCUUCCAGCAAGGUCUGCAGGAUGGAUUUUGAACCCUCUUUGUGCGUGUUUCUAACACACGGUGUUUCUUUUCUGGCUGUGAAGUAGGGAUUAAGGGGUAUAUUAUUUCUUGAGCUGUUUUAUUUAAGGGGAAAUGCUGCAUAGCCGACUAACUUUGCUUUGUUAAUUACCCUAUCGAUACGGGAAGUGAUAGAAAUGAAAUUGGUUGAAUUAAAAUAGAUUUUUUUGGGGGGGGAAAAGUCCUCCUGAAAGCAGGAUGCAGAGAUCUGGAUCUGGCUGAUUUGCUUAGCAAUCUUUCCAGGGGUGACAGCAUCCUCAUGCACAAAGCAGUGCCUUUAACAUAAGCAGGUGCUGAGCCCACCAGGAGGCCUUUUCUCCUCCUCCUUUUCUGUUUCCACUCAUGCAGUGUUCUCCUUGCAGCAAGGCCUACACCAGGUGCUCCGGGGGUGCAGAUACUGCAGCAUCAGGCAGGGGCAGAUUUAUCCAGGUGCCUUCCUGAGCCGCUCAGAUUUUCUCGUUAACUGCUCUGUUUAUCUUGUGUUCAUUAAUUCUCUCUGCUGCCUGGCACAUCCUGGAGCCUUUUCAUUUGAUUGCAGAGUUAUUCAGGGUUCUGAUAUUAUUUCUCUCCGGUUCGUUGCUUUUUAGUUGCUCAUUUAUAUCCCCUUAUUGUUUUAGGGUAAGUAACUGUUGUGGGAAUGGAAAACACCUUCCCUGAGCAUGGAGGGCUGGUGUGACUACCUGUGGUCUGAAGCUGAUGCCUGCAAAUCAGGACCAUGUGUGUGCAACCACAGCUGAUGUGAGUCAGGGCUGAGUACUUAGUGCAGGUAGUAGGGAGCAGGAGGCUGAGCUGAACAAUCUGUGGUGCUUGCUAGGAACAGUUUUGACCCUGGGUGUUUCCUAGGACAGGACCUGCUGUGCAUGUGGAUGCAUCUGGGUUACGCAGGGCUCUGCUCCUGAGCACAGGGCCAGCAUAUGCUGCUCUGUGGCUGCCACCAUGGCGUGUGCUCCGGCUGCAGCCAGGUGGGAGCUCUGCCUGCCCUGCUGGUGGGAAGUGCCUUAGAGGUGGCUGUAACUGGUCCUACUGGGAGAGAGGGCUGAUAACUGAAGUGCAGCGUGCUGGUUAAGCAGACGAGCCUUCAGAAGCCAGCAGAAAGCAUCUUGUAAUCGUCCUCCUCAGAAAGGUUGUUGACACGUGGACCAGCAGUGACAUCCUUCUUCAGCAAUGCUGUCUUUACUCCCUCCUGCAUUCAGAAGCAUCUAGAGAGAUUUCUUGCCAAAGGGAUCCUCAAUGCAUUUCCUUGCCAUUAUUUAAGGAGCCUUUACUAAAAGCUUCUGGAUUGUGUUUCUGAGUGGACAAAAGAUUUUGUAUUCAAAAUGCUUAUAAAGGAGUAUCGUAUUCCUCUUCCGAUGAGCGUGGAAGAAUAUCGAAUUGCACAGCUCUACAUGAUACAGAAAAAGAGCAGAGAAGAGACAUGUGGGGAAGGCAGUGGAGUAGAGAUCCUGGAGAACAGGCCGUACAUGGAUGGGCCAGGAGGGAAUGGGCAGUAUACUCACAAAGUGUACCACAUUGGUAUGCACAUACCCAGCUGGUUUCGGUCAAUAUUGCCCAAGGCAGCUCUGCGAGUCGAAGAGGAAUCGUGGAAUGCAUAUCCUUAUACCAGGACAAGGUAUACGUGCCCUUUUGUGGAGAAGUUCUCUAUUGAUAUCGAGACGUACUACAAAACCGAUCCAGGAGAGCACGUCAAUGUUUUCAACCUUUCUCCUGCAGAAAAAAGACAAACCAUUCUAGAUCCUAUUGAUAUAGUUAAAGAUCCUAUCCCUCCGCAUGAAUACAAAGCUGAGGAGGAUCCAAAGCUGUAUAAAUCAGUGAAGACUAAAAGAGGUCCUCUAUCAGAAGACUGGAUUCAAGAGUACAAGAACAACCCUGGGAAAUACCCCAUCAUGUGUGCAUAUAAACUUUGUAAAGUCGAGUUCAGAUACUGGGGGAUGCAGUCAAAAAUCGAACGGUUUAUCCAUGAUGUUGGCUUGCGGAAGGUCAUGGUCCGUGCUCAUCGGCAGGCUUGGUGCUGGCAGGACGAAUGGUACGGGCUGACCAUCGAGGAUAUCCGGCAGCUGGAGAAAGAGGCACAGCUGAUGCUGGCUCAGAAGAUGGCCCAGUUCUGUGGUGAAAAUGAUCCCGAGCAGCACGGAGUCAAAGAUGCUCCUUGUGAGAAGGACAUUGAAGCUGACGCAGUUUCACCUGUGGACCCAGAAGAUGUCUCUGGUAACAGUGAAACAGCCUCUGGGAGGUCGCUCACCAAGCAGUGGUCCACCUCUUCCAAGUCCUCCCGGUCUUCAAAGAGAGGAGCAAGUCCCUCACGCCAUAGUAUCUCGGAGUGGAGGAUGCAGAGCAUUGCCAGGGAUUCAGAUGACAGCUCAGAUGAUGAAUUCUUUGAUGCACAUGAGGACUUGUCUGACAAUGAGGAAAUGUUCCCGAAAGAAAUAACCAAAUGGAGUUCCAAUGAUCUGAUGGAUAAAAUUGAAACCCCCGAAUGUGAUGAUGUCCAGGGUGACUUGUAUCAUGAGACAUCAGCAGAAUACCACGUUGGCUCCAGUGUGGAGCGGCUCAGCAUCAUUGAAGAUGAAUCAGUGCAGCCAUUAAUGCAGCCAAGUAAAAUCCAUGUCCUCCUCUUAGUACUCCAUGGAGGGAACAUCCUAGACUCGGGAAGUGGUGAUCAGAGCUCUAAGCAAGGGGAUGUCAACACCAUCACGACUGUCUUUGACACAGUGAUGAGGGUACAUUACCCAGCUGCUCUUGGACACAUUGCCAUCAGGCUAGUCCCUUGCCCAGCCAUCUGCUCUGAAGCCUUUUCACUGGUGUCCAGCCUCAGCCCAUAUAGUUAUGAUGAAGGCUGCCUGUCCAACAGCCAGGAUCAUAUUCCCCUUGCUGCCCUCCCUCUGCUAGCAACAUCAUCACCUCAGUACCAAGAAGCAGUAGCCACAGUGAUCGUCAGAGCCAACCAGGCCUACAGCGAGUUCAUCAGAUCCCAGGAGGGCAUGUCAUUCAAUGGCCAGGUCUGCUUGGUCGGGGACUGUGUUGGAGGAAUUCUGGGAUUUGAUGCCUUAUGCUACAGCAAUCAAACUGUGUCUGAGAGCCAAAACAGCAGUCGAAGAGGGAGUGUUGUGAGUGUCCAGGAUACCGACCUGCUGUCUCCUGGAAUAACAGUGAACAACAGCUAUUGCUCCAGCGGCUCUAAUCUGGAAGCCAGCAGACACCUCAGCAGGAGCAACAUUGAUAUUCCCCGUAGCAACGGAGAGGAUCCAAAGAAGCAGCUGCCACGGAAGAGGAGUGAUUCGUCCACCUACGAACUGGACACAAUAAAGCAGCAUCAGGCCUUCCUUUCGAGUUUACAUUCUAGUGUUCUGAGAAAUGACCCGGGAUCCAGGCGAUCCAGUAGCUCCACUAUGCUGGAUGGAGGAAAUAUUGGAAAGUUUGAAUUUGAGAUCACUGACUUCUUCCUCUUCGGUUCUCCCCUGGGUCUGGUUCUUGCACUGCGAAAAACUGUCAUUCCAGCUCUUGACAUCUUUCAGCUCAGACCAGCUUGUCAGCAGGUCUAUAACCUGUUCCACCCUGCAGACCCAUCGGCUUCACGCCUUGAGCCCCUUCUGGAGAGGAAGUUCUACCUUUUGCCCCCCUUUAAUAUUCCCCGUUACCAGAGGUUCCCACUGGGUGAUGGCAAUUCUGCUGUUCUGGCAGAUGUUGUUCAGUCUCAUGGUGCCGUCUUCAUGGAAAGCGCGUCCCUGUCCACCCCCAUUUCAGCCCCUCAGUUCAGGGGCUUCCGGAGAGCCAGUGAGAUCAGCAUUGCCAGCCAGGUCUCAGGAAUGGCAGACAGUUACACUGCUUCCAACAUAGCCAACAAAACCAAACACCACCUUAACCAUUGUAGAGGGUUUAGCCUUCUAUCCCUACUUGCACUCCCUCACAAAUCCCCCACCCAAACCUCAUCCAAGAGACACAGGCAGCAUAAACACGAAGUCCCUUCAAAGGGAAGGAAACCCAAAGGGCCAUCAAGUCAGGAUGCAGACUGUGCUCUUCGGAUACCUGACAUGGACAUCAGAAAAGUUGCUGCCAAGUGGUGGGGAACCAAAAGGAUCGACUACGCUCUCUACUGUCCCGACGCUCUGACAGCUUUCCCUACGGUCGCCUUGCCGCAUCUCUUCCACGCCAGCUACUGGGAGUCCACAGACGUCGUCUCCUUCCUGCUGAGACAGGUGAUGAGGCAUGAGAACUCGAGCGUCUUGGAGCUGGAUGGGAAGGAGGUGUCUGUCUUCACCCCCUCCAAGCCCCGCGAGAAGUGGCUGCGCAAGAGGACACACGUGAAGCUGCGGAAUGUCACAGCCAACCACAGGAUAAAUGACACCAUUGCUAAUGAAGAUGGGCCCCAGACCCUGACUGGAAGGUUUAUGUACGGUCCAUUAGAUAUGGUCACACUCACAGGAGAAAAGGUGGACAUUCACAUCAUGACCCAGCCACCAUCAGGAGAGUGGGUUUACUUUGACACUGAGAUCAGCAACAGCAGUGGCAGGAUUUCUUAUGUCAUCCCUGAGAACCGGCGCCUGGGCAUUGGCGUGUACCCCGUCAAGAUGGUGGUCAGGGGUGACCACACAUAUGCAGACAGCUACAUCACAGUUCUGCCAAAGGGGACAGAGUUUGUGGUGUUCAGCAUCGAUGGCUCCUUUGCUGCCAGCGUAUCCAUCAUGGGCAGCGACCCCAAAGUCCGCGCUGGAGCAGUUGACGUUGUAAGGCACUGGCAAGACCUUGGCUACCUCAUUAUCUAUGUCACGGGCCGCCCCGACAUGCAGAAGCAGAGGGUGGUAGCAUGGUUAGCACAGCACAACUUCCCCCAUGGGAUCGUCUCUUUCUGUGAUGGGCUCGUUCACGACCCACUGCGGCACAAGGCCAACUUCCUGAAAUCCCUCAUCACAGAUCUCCACAUGAGGAUCCAUGCGGCAUAUGGAUCCACCAAGGACAUCUCUGUGUACAGCUCCAUCAGCCUCCCGCCCACACACAUCUACAUUGUUGGCCGACCCACCAAGAAGCUGCAGAGCCAGUGUCAGUUCAUCACGGAGGGGUACGCGGCCCACCUGGCCCAGCUGGAGUACAACCACCGCUCGCGCCCCGCCAAGAACACCACACGCAUGGCGCUGCGCAAGGGCAGCUUCGGGCUGCCCAGCCAGACUGAAUUCCUGCGCAAAAGGAACCACCUGCUGCGGACCAUCUCCUCACAGCCCUCAGCAGCUGGAGGCAGCGCCGGCCACCGCCCUGAACGCACCCAGAGCCAGUCCGACGGCGACAAGGAGAGGGACAGGGAACGCAGCCAAAGAAGUAUGAGCAUCGCCACGGGGUGCUGGGGCCGCAGCCCAGCGUCCCGCCUGGAGUCUGGCCUCCUGGGGCAGAAGUAGCCGAGCCAGAGCCAGCGACCUGUCGGCUGCAGCCACCGGAGGAGAGAACAAAAGGAAAGAGGGAUGAGGCCGGCGUUAACGUGGAAGGGUAAAUAUGGUGCUACUCUCAUAACAUCGUGGUAUUCUGGGAAGAGAUGGGAUGUUUCCCACACAGAACGUGCAGGCCUUGCAAGCGGGAGCGUCAGGUUUGUGCGGCAUGAGCUCAAGGAACAGCUGGAAAUUGGAGGGGGAAGUCUCCAGGUCAAGGUUGUGCUCUUUCCUGCCUCCUUCUCUUAUCCAGGUAUAGUGACUGUAAAUACGUGCCUCCUCACCUUCUUAGCCAUCGCUCCGAUAUGCGUGACCGAGUGCUGUCCUCAGAGCCACAGAACAGGGGGUGAGGUUGGGGAAUUUGCUCGUGGCUGUCCCAGGAGCUGCCGGAGGGGCUUUGCCGGUGCAGGGGUGGGGUUGGGGUCAGUGAGCACACUGCUCCUGCAGCACGGACAGCCCCACGUGUGGGAUUUGGCGUGGGCUGUGCCAGGCAGAGCGACCAAGAGCUUUACCUGUACAGAGGGCUUCAUGUUCAGCCAUGUUCUCAAGGAGUAUGUGCAGUGGCAAAACAGAAGGGUGUUGAUGCUCUUGGUAGGGGCAGAAUGUCGGCAGAUUCACGCCCAAGCAACUGGGGUCGAGACUACUAUUAUUUUUUAACGAGACAUUUUAGAAGCCGAUGGAAUUGAAUGCAUUGACCUCUGAACAGAAGAAUACAGGCUAUUCUGUUUGAGCUGUCGCAAGCCUCAGACACUUAAUUUGCUGUUAAAUCUCCAAAUAUUAUUGCUAUAUAUAAUUUCCAGAACUAACCACCGUAUAUUUGCAAGCAGUUCUUCUCAUCCAAAUGCAGGGUCUGACUCUCUCAACACCCACCUCGGAGACAUUUUCUUCUUCCUGGGUUCUCUCCAAGUUCAGUAGCAGCUUCAGUGGGAACCAGACUCGCUUCUUUGACCUGUAGUUACUGAACUGUAAAACCUCAUUGUUUUUUGCACUGAUGAUUUUUAGAAUGGAAACCUGUUACCAUCUCAUGUAGCUACACCCAACUGUUUGUAGUGCAUGACAAUUAAAUAUCGCUACCAGGGUGUGUGUGUGUGUAUAUCUAUAUAUAAAGAUGUGCAUAUAUGUAUGCACACACACACACACGUAUAUAUAUGUAUGUGUACAUAUUUAAAGAAAAUAAUCCUGUGCAGAAGUUUUUCCAGCAGUAAGGAGACUGUAAGGAAGUGUGCCAACAGAGUCAGGCAAGCAUAAGAAAAGGCCAUAUCUGAAUUUUCCUGGUGUGUCUCUCAGUGGAUGUGCCUGAGCCGACGGUCGGUGCGCUGCUGGAGCCGGGGCUGUGCGUGGCAGAGGGAGCUGCCUGCCGUGCUGCAGGUGAGAACAGUGCCUGGUGUGGGGGCUCAGCAAAGAGCCCCACAGCCCCGUGCCCCCGGCCAGAGGCCCGGCUCCCUCCUUGCACACACUUGGGCGGCCCAUUUACAGGCUCCAGUUGGCCUCUUCACGUGGAGAUUUUAUAGUCCUACUGAGCUCCCCAACUACGUGUAACCCAGCUUUCCCCCACCACACCUUCCUGUAUUUAUACCACUUUCUACUUCCGAUGAUCUUAUUUAUAACAAAAUUUUUUAGACUGGCUGCUUCAUUUUAUUAACUGUUUCAAUACGAAGCGCAGGACGGCCGCACUGAGACACGCAGCACUGUGAACACUGCUCUGCUCAUUGGCCUUGGGCCACGGUAGGCAGAUCUCGCAUCAGGCACCUCAGACCUCGUGCUCACGGCGCUUUGGGUCGACUGAGGGACAGUGCUGAGCCGAGGCUGCUGCCCACACAGUGCAGCUCCCCGUCCUGCAGCCUGACUGCACACCGCAUAACCACUCCUCUUUGAUAGUUCUUCAAUUACAGAAUGUAUCUGAUGACUUUUAUUACCGAAAACUGACUUCCCUUUCUGUGGACUCAGCUGAGCUCUCUCUGAAUGUACAUCUGGAGCUUGCUGGGUUAAAAACCAAUGUGAAUUGUCCCAGCUUUUUUGCUAGUCGAACGUUCGAUCGAACAGUUGCCAUCCGAGUAGGAAGCCAAGCCACAAUCCAUCCUGUGAAGUCACCAAACCACAUCACUAAAUAAUUUCUGCAAAUUUGGAUAUGGCCUUUGCAAAAUUCCUCUUUCCUCAAAGUCCACCACCGAGGCGAGGCGCAAUCUGUGCGUUUUCCAAUGCUGAUGAGAUGUUCACGUUUUCUUAUGUGUAGAUAGUGUAAAACAGAGGCGAAUGUAAAUUUUCAACAUAAAAAGUGGAUAUGUAAAAUUGAAAGCUAUUUAUUUAUGUAGAGGAAGAAAUGGCUGGAGGGACUGGAGCCUUCAGGGUUUAUUAAUAUUUAAAAAUGUAGCUUUUUGUUUCAGGCAUUAUGUACAAAGCAAUUACUUCAUGGACCAACUUUAGCGUAACUGUCAAUGAAUGCAGAAGUGCAAUAUUAUACUCACCUCUCCAUCACUUCACGUUCCCAGCAGCUACUGACCAGUUAGACUGACAAUCAUAGCGCUCCGUCCUCACCCUUUGUUCAGCUUCUUGAAAUUCCCCAGGUCCUUUCCAUGCCCCCCAUCUGUUGCCAUUGUGCAAAUCCAACAUGGAGAAGCAAUUGUAGAGCAGGACCUUUAUUGCUGCAAUAAUACCAGAUGACGUGGGUGUAGUUACCAGGAAAUAUGCCAAUGAGUUUUCUUCACCAGUUCAGUCCAUCACAGUACAUCAGUCUAUCUUCAGCCACCCCCAUCUGGCACUCAUCUCUUCAAAGCAAAGAUCAACGUGCUACUCACUCAAAGAACAAUAGCAAUAGUUUAACUCUGUUUAUAACUUGUUUGUUCUGAGCUGUUUUGGAGAGCGAUGCAUGUGACUCAAUGCCUUUCCACGUGUCUGGAAGAGGAUCCACUUGGAUGCAGGGAGGGAAACACAAAUGUAUAUUCCAUCCUUACUAAAGGGGCACUGUCAGGUUAAAGACCUAAUUUAUCUUUGUUGCAAAUAACUCAUUUGCUUUGAAACGAAAGACUAUGAAGAGUUGCUUGGCCUCCUCCCUCUGGCUGUUUGGGCAGCCCUCAGCCCAUGUUGUUCCUACACUUGCACAACACAGCACACCCUGCACAGGCUGCCUUAGGCUUCUCUUUUUUUAUUUCUUUUCCUCUCUUUUUUCAAUUGCUUCCAUCAGAAUCAAACUCCACCGUGGAGCUCAGAUUUUUCUAACAAGCAGCUUUUUGUAUUCCCGAACAAUUGGGCCAGACUUCGCACCUGACGCUGUCCCUUUAAAAUCUUGUUUUUUUUCUUUUUAAUUAAUAAAAAAAAGCCCAUGCAUUCAUUCCGAGUCAUUUUCCUGGGUUGCUCACUCUGUCAGAUGAGGUGAAAUUCUCAUACCAAAAACGUUUACAGUGUCCGAUCCGCGAGCCGAGCGCAGGAACCAGCCAAAGGCUCACCGCCGCCGCCGCUCCGCCAGCAGCCGCCGUGCUUGCUGUAGCAGCCCCUUCUUCAGGUAUUGCCACUUUGCUGCAUUUCCUAUUAGUUCUAGAAGCCUUACGGUCCCUUCCCCAUCCUCAGCACCCUCUCUGCCUGUUGAUACCCUCGACUGUCGGUUUUAUAUUCAACGAUGUUAAUUCUAUUUUAUUUAUAAAAAAUUGCUCUGGGGGAGUGACAGGUGGGUGCGUGGGGAACCACCAGAGGGCACAGCGCGGCGCUGCGUGCACCCGCGUGUACAGCGCCGUGCAGACGACUUGCUUGUGUGUGACAAACCUUCUGUACAAAUUCCUUCUCCUCCUUGCUGUUAGUGCAUCGUCCCAAUGCCUGGGUGUGCUUUGUGUACAGUAUCAUUGUGAGUUACACAGAUUAAAGAAAUGGGAAGGCU